AUGAAAGGUGGAUCAUUUUUUGCAGUGGGUAUUUUGUCUUUACUCUGUUUUCAUGUUUUUGUCUCGAGUUACGUUGAUGCCAGAGAUAUUGCCAGAGAACUGAGGGAUGAUGAGGAGAAAACUCUUGGAGGCGGAUUCGGAGGAGGUCAGGGAGGUGGUUUUGGAGGCGUUGGGGGUAUUGGUGGUGGGUUCGGCAAAGGUGGCGGAGUAGGGGGAGGUGUUGGAAAAGGUGGUGGAAUUGGCGGUGGAUUUGGAAAGGGAGGCGGUGCUGGAGGAGGAUUCGGAAAGGGUGGAGGCAUAGGAGGUGGUAGCGGUGGUGGUGUUGGUGGUGGAUUCGGAAAGGGUGGCGGUGUUGGAGGUGGAUUCGGAAAGGGUGGAGGCAUUGGAGGUGGUAGUGGUGGUGGUGUUGGCGGUGGAAUCGGAAAGGGUGGAGGCAUUGGAGGUGGUAGCGGUGGUGGGGCUGGCGGAGGAAUCGGAAAUGGUAGAGGCAUUGGAGGUGGUAGUGGUGUUGGCGGUGGAAUCGGAAAGGGUGGAGGCAUUGGAGGUGGUAGCGGUGGUGGGGCUGGCGGAGGAUUCGGAAAUGGUGGAGGCAUUGGAGGUGGUAGUGGUGUUGGCGGUGGAAUCGGAAAGGGUGUUGGCGGUGGAAUCGGAAAGGGUGUUGGCGGUGGAAUCGGAAAUGGUGGAGGCAUUGGAGGUGGUAGUGGUGUUGGCGGUGGAAUCGGAAAGGGUGUUGGCGGUGGAAUCGGAAAGGGUGGAGGCAUAGGAGGUGGUACCGGUGGUGGUGCUGGCGGAGGAUUCGGAAAGGGUGGUGGUGUUGGUGGUGGAAUUGGAAAGGGUGGUGGUAUUGGCGGUGGAUUCGGAAAGGGUGGAGGUAUAGGAGGUGGUAAAGGUGGUGGUCUUGCCGGUGGAAUCGGAAAGGGCGGUGGUGUUGGAGGAGGCUUUGGCAAGGGGGGAGGAUUUGGAGGUGAUUUUGGGAAAGGAGGUGGAAUAGGAGGUGGAAGUGGAGGUGGCGGUGGUGGAAUAGGAGGACACCAUUAAAGAAUGAUUUAAGAGCUUUUAAAUAAACUUAUAAUAAAUUAUAGAUUAUGCAAAAAUUGGAGCCCACAUGAAACAAUGGCUUAAGGAUAUUGGCGUGCUUACGUUAAAAUGUCUUCUUAUUAUUGUUGUUAACUUGUUCUGAUCCGGAUUAAUUAAAAUAUAUUGCAUGCAUGCAAGCCUUAAUUUUCCUAA
Impatiens glandulifera is the source of this 1230-nucleotide messenger RNA. RefSeq names its product glycine-rich cell wall structural protein-like. Bases 1 to 1038 code for a protein of 345 amino acids. Lineage: Eukaryota; Viridiplantae; Streptophyta; Magnoliopsida; Ericales; Balsaminaceae. The transcript has a single exon. The record is from RefSeq and is a predicted model, not a curated record.